Candoia aspera is the source of this 503-nucleotide messenger RNA. It is a transcript of the gene APOA2, whose product is annotated as apolipoprotein A2. The record is from RefSeq and is a predicted model, not a curated record. The transcript has 3 exons. NCBI's taxonomy places the organism in Eukaryota, Metazoa, Chordata, Lepidosauria, Squamata, Candoiidae. Gene Ontology annotation, cellular component: very-low-density lipoprotein particle; chylomicron; extracellular region. Gene Ontology annotation, molecular function: phosphatidylcholine binding; apolipoprotein receptor binding; cholesterol binding. Gene Ontology annotation, biological process: low-density lipoprotein particle remodeling; lipoprotein metabolic process; cholesterol transport. The coding region runs from base 28 to 378 and encodes 116 amino acids.
UAGGGCGAGGGCUUAGAGUAAGCCAAAAUGAAGGUGUUUGUCCUAACUGUUCUGCUGAUCAGCAUCUGCUGCUUAGAAGGGGCUUUAGUGAAGCGAGAAGCCGAAGAAGAACCAACUCCGGCUGAAGUUCCACCCCAGCUCACCGCUCAGUUUACCGAGUUUAUCCAAAGGCUGAAACAACAGGGUCAAGAAUUUACUUCUUUGAUCAAGAACAAAUUUGGGCAGGAACAGAUGGAAGAAAUGAAGAAACAGGCAAACACAUUUUUACAGCAGAUGCAAAGCAGAAUCACACCGCUAACUGAGCAAAUGACACAGAACAUGGCCCGAUUGUUCAGCAUCUUCACGGAACCGAAGCAACCUGCCCAAGAGGGAGUGUGAAGCUGGCCCUAUCAAAACAGAGUUCUCCAUUCCCUUCCGCUACGGGUGAAUACUUAGAGAAAUCCUGGCACCUUUUCCUGAACUAAAGUUGUUGAGAUCCUAAGACCAGUCACAAUAAAGAUAAA